CUCAGAGGGAGAGCGCCUAUGACAGUGUGCUGCUUUGAUUCAUGCUGCUGGGGAGCCUCAUUUGGGGAUUUGGAAAACAAUUAAUAGGGCCAGAACAGAGCGCAUGAAGGAUGAGAAGAUGAAUGUGGAGGCUCUAAGCAGAGCAGAGCUGCUGACUCUCCUCAGUAUUUUGGAGGGAGAGCUGGAGGCGCAGGAUGUGGUUAUACAUGCCCUCAGGGCUCAGCACAGAGAUGCUUUCGUCCAGGAUCGUUAUGGCCAGUAUGACCUCAGUGACCCAUUCCUGGCCCUGCAGCGGGACAGCGAGUCUGAAGAGCGCCAAAACACCCUCACCCAGCCUCACACACACCUGCAGGGCCGGGCGGUGGGCCCAAACCCUCUGGCUGUACUUAAACUGGUCAUGGCUCACUGCAAGAGGAUGCAGGAGAGGAUGAUGGGACAGUUGGCUGCUGCUGAGAGCAGACACAGGAGGAUGAUAGCUGAUCUGGAGGAGGAGAAACGACGGCAUGCCCAAGACUCUGCGCACAGUGAUGAUUUCACCUUCAUGCUGCAGACGGAAAAAGACAAACUGCAGCAACAGUUGGAAGUGGAGCGUGCAACAGUACGGAAGUUGGAGAAGGAACAAACACAGGCAGUGAGCCAGGUGGAAGAGUCACUGUCCCAGCAGCAGCAGCUCUCCUCAACUCUGUCUAUGGAGCUCCAGAAAGCCAGCAACCUGGCGCAGGAGGAGGCUCAUAAGGUCUUCCAACUUCGCACCUUGCUCCAGGAGGAGACCGGUGCCCUGGAGAAGCUCCGGGGGGUUCUUGAAGAUGAGAGGAGCAGGGCAUCCCAGCUAGAGGCCGUGUCUGAGAGGCAACUGGCCGAGUUUGACACGGAGCGAGAGCAGAUGAAAUCCAGGAUCAGCAAAGAGGAGGAGAGGAGUAGGGAGCUUGAGAGACAGCUGGAGGAGCUGAGGAAGAGGUUGGCUGAAGCUGGAGGAUGUAAAGAAGAGGUAAAGGAAGAUAUGACAGAGGUGAAAGAGUCACUUUCCAAGAUGUUACUGGUGUCCACUUCUGUUCAGACUGAGCCGGAUGGAAAGGUAACUGCCACUCCUAAAUCUGCCUCAGUGUCAAAGGUCAACGGCUAUCACGCUCAUAAAGAGACCGAAUCGGCACAGGAAGGAAGAGGAGCAGAAAAUGGAGGCGUGGUAGAGAAUGGGGCAGGAGCACUUUUGCAUUCCCCUCUUCACCCUCAUCCUCACCCUCAUCCUCACUCUCCCUCUAGUACAGCCUCCUCUUCCCUCUCCUCUUCCCCCAUUUCCUCCCCCGUUCUUGCCAAACGUCUGGGCAGCCCAGGCUUCCAUCAGUCCUCCUACCAGGCUGGAGUCAACCAGCGAUUCCAGGCCGCCAGACACAAGUUCCAGAGCCAGGCUGAGCUGGAGCAGCAGCAGCACAGCGGCCCUCUCUCCCCCAGGGACCUCUCCCCCACCACCUGCUCCAUCCCUCCCCCACCAGAGCACAGCACAGCUAAGCAGCUGGCUCGCAACACUGUCACUCAGGUGCUGUCCCGCUUUACCAGCCAGCAGGCUGGCGUCAAGCUGGCACCGAUCAGCAGCUCUCCAUUUGGUACAGACUACCGCAAUGUAGCAGCAUCUCCUCCAGGGGGGAGGUCACCUUCUUCAGGGCCUCUGUCUCCGGGCAUCCGCUCGCCCCUCACUCCUCGUUCAGAGAGGACCCAUCCGCCUCCCAUCCCUCCCAAGAAGCCAGGCAUGAGUCCAACUCCAGGCUCCCCAAGUCACUCUGCUCGAACCAGCCUCUUCCCAGAGCUGACAGGAAACUGUGGACACGGCAGCAGUGGGCAGGAGGGAGCCAAGGAGCCAGACUUGGUUCUAUCUUCUAGCAGCUAACGGCCAGACCAUACAAACUAACCCCCUGAGCCGAGUGGGGCCGAAAUCAAGAGUUACUGUAAUAUUCAUCUUUGCCAGCCCUUAAACCCUCUUCAUAGCACUCAUUAUCAGUAGUAUAGACGCUUUAAAGCUGGGAUGGUUCAGACAGAUGCAUUUAAGAGUUUGUCACACCCCUACCUCUAUACCACAACCUGAGAAACAAUCGGAAAAGAGCUAUUUGAAAUAAAAUAUAGUAUAUUAUUUUAUUUGAUUUAAUAUUUCUAUGAAUGUUCCAGUCUUUAUACCUUUCUGUAGAAUUUUUAUAAGUUUGAAUAGAAUGAAAAUAUUUAUCUCAGUUAUUUUCCUCUUUAGCCCCUUAUUAAGGGUGUUUAGAAACAACAAAGAGACCGAGCUAAAGUCCAUGUUUGGUUAUGAAGAAUGAAAUGUUACCGAGAUUUCAAAGUACAACAUUCUUUUCUUGUCCUUUAAUGCUCAAAUUGCCAGUCCUUUUAGAAUAAAAAAAGAUGACUUUAGUCUGAAGCAAAACUGUAUAGCAAGUAGAAGGGCUAACAUAUAUGGAUGUAGGGUAUAGCAAACGUGUAGCUAUCACAUUCACACUAGUGAGUAGGUUUUUAAAUGUUUUUCUAGUGAAUUCUUAUGCAGUUCCUGUGGAGAUGGCCCAUGAAAACACUAUGAUACUGUAAAUAUUUGAAAGGAUUCAUAGUUGAUUCUCUAUGAAUGAACAACAUGACAUACAUGUCCUGCUUUUUCUAUUCCACUUGUUAUGAAUACACUGAAUCUUAUCUUGAAAAGGGAGAGCACAUUUUGUACUACAUUACUGUACUCAUACUUUAUGUCUAGAAUUUCUGAUGUUUUGUUCAGGGAAGGUUCAUUUCUGCUUCACCCAAACCAAGAAGGACUACGUAUCAUGAAUAUGUGAUAACCCUUUGGGAUAUUCCGUCAAUGAGGAGUGAAGGUUUGCGUCUUGCUACUGUAACAGUUGUUUCUAUAGUAUCUAUCAAAUAAUGUACUUGUCUUGUCCUAACAGUGCUACACAUCAGAUGUUUCAUUUAGGUUUAUGUUUUUUUUUUAUGUUUUCUGGCUUUAAGACCAACAAUUGAUUUUAAAUAAUUAUUUCAACCAAUCAAUUUAAAUGGAUAGAUUUAUACACCAUUUGUCUGUGAGGGGCAAUGUUCCCUCAGCUGUCUCUAGUAAAUAUGCAUAUCAUGAACACCUGCAACAUCUAGUGCUCUUUUAAAUAAAUUGCCCAUGCCUUAAAGUUUA
Messenger RNA from Dicentrarchus labrax (European seabass), 3145 nucleotides. Its product is annotated as CTTNBP2 N-terminal-like protein. Lineage: Eukaryota; Metazoa; Chordata; Actinopteri; Moronidae. The transcript is spliced from 5 exons. Bases 104 to 1882 code for a protein of 592 amino acids. The record is from RefSeq and is a predicted model, not a curated record.